AAUUGUCAUUUAAUACUUUCUCUGGAAUUAUUAUUUUUACAUAUGAACCUCAAUCCAGUUGAGAAGUUGGAAGGGAAAGAGCAUUACAAGCUUGUUUCAAGAUAAGAAGAAAUGGAGACGGCUAAUAUCGGAGGCAUUUCAUUCUCAAUUCCUCUUGUUCUAAUUCUCAUGUUAAUGGCCACCCUUCUGCUAAGGGCUGCUGAGAAGAGGCGCCGUGUCUCCAAGUUGAGGCUUCCACCAGGCCCAGCAAGGUGGCCGAUCGUCGGUAACCUGACGCAGCUAGGACUUCUUCCCCACAAGGAUUUGGCUUACUUCUGCUCCUCCUACGGCCCUCUUGUCUAUCUCCGCCUCGGCGCCGUCGACGCCAUCACCACAGACGAACCGGCCGUCGUACGCGAGAUCCUCGUCCGGCAGGACGACCUCUUCGCAUCCCGCCCGAAGUUGGUGUCCGCCUUCCAGUUGACCUAUGGCGGCAGGGACAUCGCCUUCGCUCCGAUGGGCCCGCAAUGGAAGCGACUGCGCCGGACCUGCGUCGAGCACCUCCUCACCGCCAGGCGUUUCGAGUCUUUCGCUGGGAACAGGGCGCUGGAGGCGCUCCACCUCAUGCGCGAUGUGCGAGGGAAGGCGUGCAAAGGGGAAAUGAUCGAAGUGAGCCAGGUGCUCGGCGCCUUCACGAUGAACAACGUGACGAGGAUGCUCCUGGGGAGGCGGUACUUAGGAGCCGGACCAGCCGAGGCAGAUGAGCUGUUGAACCUCACGCACGAGCUGUUCCGGCUUCUGGGGUUGGUCUAUCCCGGCGACUACCUGCCGUUAUGGAGGUGGCUCGUCGACCCCUUCUUCGUCGGGACGGAGAAGAAGAUUAGGGAUGUUUCCCGGAGGCUGGAUGAGUUCCUACAAAGGGUUAUCGAUGAACACAGGCAAGCCAUUGAGGCAAAGAAUCUAACAGAUGGUGAGCAUGGCGCGAACAGGGACUUCGUUGAUGUGCUUCUUUCCAUGCCAGGGGAGGAAGAGGAGGAGCGGAUGGAUGAUAGGGAGAUGAAAGCCAUAAUGCUGGAUACAUUCGCCGCGGCGACUGAUACUUCUGCGGUGGCGAGCGAGUGGGCGAUGGCGGAGGCAAUCAAGAACCCAGAGUUGCUGCAGCGGGCACAGGAGGAGCUGGACAGAGUGGUCGGACGGGAUCGUAUGGUGCGAGAGUCUGACUUGGGAGAUCUGAACUACCUCCGGUGCAUCGUCCGGGAGACCUUCCGGAUGCACCCUCCGGGGCCGUUUCUGAUCCCCCGCGAGUCCAUGAAGGCCACCGAGCUCAUUGGGUACCACAUCCCGGCGAAGACGCGGGUGUUCAUCAACGCGCACGCGUUGGGGAGGAACAAGAGCGUGUGGGGGGAUGACGCAGACGAAUUCCGGCCGGAAAGGCACCUCCCGGCAGACGGGGAGAGGGUCGAGGUUCUCCGCAGGGGUGAGCUAGAGAUCUUACCCUUCGGAGCGGGGAAGAGGAAGUGCCCCGGCGCGACGAUGGGAACGACGAUGGUGUUGUUGGCCCUCGCGAAUCUCUUCCAUGGUUUCGACUGGGAAGUGCCGGAGGAGAUCGAUAUGGAAGAGGCGUUCGGCUUGGCUCUGCGCAAAGCAAAGCCGCUGCGGGCCAUGGCGGCGCCACGUUUGGCGGCUUCCCUGUUCCAGUGACCGGCCGGUGAUUUGGAUGGUUAGUGCGUAGCUUAAAUGAAUAAUGUAAAAAAAAAAAAUACACGAAUUACUUUGCGUGUGAUAAAUAAAUCUUACGAUGGCUUAAGUACGAAAAUAAAGCGAUUUCCACUGGAAUAUAAUACCUGAUGGUUCCUUUCA
Molecule: messenger RNA, 1839 nt
Organism: Zingiber officinale
Lineage: Eukaryota; Viridiplantae; Streptophyta; Magnoliopsida; Zingiberales; Zingiberaceae
Product: cytochrome P450 703A2-like
Exons: 1
Coding region: 112-1680 (522 amino acids)
Molecular function (GO): iron ion binding; heme binding; oxidoreductase activity, acting on paired donors, with incorporation or reduction of molecular oxygen
Source: RefSeq, a predicted model, not a curated record